Mandrillus leucophaeus (drill) is the source of this 1585-nucleotide messenger RNA. It is a transcript of the gene ANKRD54, whose product is annotated as ankyrin repeat domain 54. Bases 1 to 501 code for a protein of 166 amino acids. The record is from RefSeq and is a predicted model, not a curated record. The transcript is spliced from 7 exons. Gene Ontology annotation, cellular component: cytoplasm; nucleus. NCBI's taxonomy places the organism in Eukaryota, Metazoa, Chordata, Mammalia, Primates, Cercopithecidae. Gene Ontology annotation, biological process: regulation of protein kinase activity; regulation of intracellular signal transduction. Gene Ontology annotation, molecular function: protein kinase regulator activity; protein binding.
AUGUGGAAACAGGCCAAGAGGCCCUCCCCAAAUCCUCAGUUCCUGGCCCUCAAGGCCUUGCACAUGAACUCUGUGCAGCUGCUCCUAGACCACGGUGCUGAUCCUAACCAGCGAGAUGGGCUGGGGAAUACGCCACUGCACCUGGCGGCCUGUACCAACCAUGUCCCUGUCAUCACCACACUGCUACGAGGAGGGGCCCGUGUGGACGCCCUGGACCGAGCUGGCCGCACACCCCUGCACCUGGCCAAGUCGAAGCUGAACAUCCUGCAGGAGGGCCAUGCUCAGUGCCUGGAGGCUGUGCGGCUGGAGGUGAAGCAGAUCAUCCAUAUGCUGAGGGAGUAUCUGGAGCGUCUAGGGCAACAUGAGCAGCGAGAACGCCUGGACGACCUCUGCACCCGUCUGCAGAUGACCAGUACCAAAGAGCAGGUGGAUGAGGUGACUGACCUCCUGGCCAGCUUCACCUCCCUCAGUCUGCAGAUGCAGAGCAUGGAGAAGAGGUAGCAAGAGAGGCUCCCUGCCUUCCUGUCACUGCCCCACCCUGCCCCACUGCUGUCUCAGUACCAAGAAAAAGCCCAGCAGCAUCUGGGACUUGGAGCUGCACAUGUCUGGUGAGGACCUUGCCCUCACCCACAGAUGCCAUGGGGCAGAGAUGCUCUUUCCACGGCCUCAGAGCCACUCCCAGCCACAGUCUCCAGCAUCUCUGUGGACAGGGAUCACAGCUCCCAGCUUCUUCCAGUUCCCGCAGCACCAGACCAGCCUCUGCAGCUGCACUUCAGCUCCGCAGACCUGCACUGUCCCAGCAGACCUCACUUGCCCCAUGGCCUUCAUGGCGCCUUCCAGGCCUCAAACCCUUCUCUGCGUUCCAUCCUGGCCACAGGCUUAUUGCAGUCAGCAGGUGUGGGCUUAGGCGGGUACCCUGUGGCCAUGGGGACUGCGUGGGGCCCUUAGUUGGUUCUGUGCCUCUCACCAGCACUUAGACACGUCACCAGACUUUCAAGGAGAUACUGCAGUGAGUUUCUCUGGUUGGAAGGGGAGGGAUGGUGAGUCCUAGACCUUAAAAAUACAAGGUUAAGAGGGAUCCCAAAGCAAAAAAUCCCAACCCUUUUCCUCCCAGUCAUUGAAACACCAAAACUAUUAUACCGGAGGGUGUAAUGGUUUUGCAGUCUGGUUGUGGUAGGCCAGUAGUGGCCCCCCAAGAUACCUAUGUCCUAAUCCCAGGAACCUGUCAAAAUUACCUUAUAUGGCCAUAGGGGCUUUGCAGAUGUAAUGAAGUUAAGGAUCUUUGGUCGGGAAGAUUGUCCCCGCUUGUCCAGGCAGGCUUGAUGUCCUCAUCUGGGUCCAUAUAAGAGCAGAGCAGGUGACGGGAGAGCAGGUGGGAGGUGUAGUGAUGGAGCAGGAAACUGGAGUUGAGGGCAGCUCAAACCGCGGAGUCCAGGCCACCUCAGAGCCAGGAAACACAUUCUCCCACAGAGCCCUGCAAGGCCCCAGCCCUGCUCCCACCUGGACUGGCUCAGUGAGGCUGAUUUUAGAAUUCUGGCUGAUUUUAGAACUCUUAAGGGAAUAAAUUUGUAUUGUUUUAAGUCAC